UGGCGGGAGUAUUCCCAGAAUUUCUCCAUUUCAGGCUCUUCGUCUCCCGCAAAACCCUUUGCUCUCCCAUUCCUCUCCCUCUCUCUGAAAAUGGUUUGCGGUCGCCGGAUAACAGCCUCGCAGGCCGGACAUGUCUGUGCGACGAUGGAAGAAGAACUCGGCGGUGGCUCGACCAUGUCGGGCGAUUCGUCUCCCGAGUCGGAGGUGAAACAACUGCGUGGACGUUGGGAAUUGGCCUCUGCUCUCAAUUUCUUAAAUGUCUUUGAACCAGUUAUCGCGGAUGAAUUGAAGCUAACGGCUGAGGAGAUUGAGACGGGUCUCAUCGAAUCCAACAAUACUAAUGCUCGGCUUCACAUUGCGCUUUUGAAGGGAAUACCGCCUGUCAGUAAAUCGCUUGAGGAUUCGGAUGCUUGGAUCACUGUGUUGUGUAAGAAACUCACCCCGUGGUGGCCAUGGAUUGCUGAGGGUGACAUGCCUAUAACCGCAAUGAAAGGGGAAGAGAUAUCGGAAUACCAAGGGCUUGACCCUACUAAUCGCCUAUACAUUUUGAAAGCACUUUGCGAGCUUCGAGCUGAACAAGAUGACGUGCUCUCGUAUAUCAAUGAUAAUGUGAAGCAAGGUACCCAAGUUUCGUUCUUUCGCAAGGAGAAGUUAGGAGGAGAUGGAAAGAAAAUUUCCUAUUGGUUUGAUGGUAAUGACAUCCAGGGCUAUAGAUUAUACAGGGAAGUCACUGAAACUAAUAGAAAGACUAACAGAAGGAGAAAUAAGUGCUUAGCGUUGUCUCCUGGAAGUUUCCACUGGGAAACAUUAGCAACCAAUCUUGAGGAAUUUUACAUCGUCUCGAAAGAACUCUCGUCAAGCAAAUCUUCUGCUUUGACUGCUACUGGCCAAAUGAUUGAGAACGAUGUCAUUCCCCUUGUGGAGAACCUUCAGAAAAAGAAAGAAAGGGUCUUGAAGAAGAAGAUGAAGCAAGAGAUGCUCGCCAAAGUGUCAGCAAAUAUAUGCUAUCCUACGCGCACUACCCGUCCUUGUCGUAAUCGCACGCCUGCUACGUACACCUUUGAUGAGUAUGACAGGAUGAUCAGCCAGGCUGUUGAAGAAACAGACGAAUCAGAUGGAGAUAAUGAGCAGAGAAGGAAGCGGAAGCCUGAGCAAGAAGAGGAUGAAGCACCUGAAACUGAUAGUGGCGAAGACUCGAAAGAAGGCUGCUACAAUGGAAGAAACAAUGAUGAAAGUUCUGAUAGGGACCAAAACCGAAAAACGAGUGCAAAAAACAGGUUGAGGCAGAGACCGACGAGGAACUCAGCCUUGUUGCAGUCUGUUGUGGUGCUUGACUCCGAGGAGGACGAAACUUAGGAAAAAAAACACAGUAACCAAGAGAAGGAGCAUGACGUUUUUUUGAAUCGGAAACUCCCAGCCUGAAGGAUCUCUCACAAUUCCCAGUUUCUUUUAUCCGCAGAUGGAACAAAAGGCAGCUUUGUGUUCAUUACUUUUUGAUGGAAAGGAAAUUAGAGUUUUGUUUUUGUUGCUGCAAAAGCCAGGGGGCGUAGGAGGAUGUUUAAAUAUUUGUAACAGUGUUUUUCCUUACCGGCAUUUAUAUAUAUCGCUAUUAAUUUCUAUGA
Molecule: messenger RNA, 1622 nt
Organism: Tarenaya hassleriana
Lineage: Eukaryota; Viridiplantae; Streptophyta; Magnoliopsida; Brassicales; Cleomaceae
Product: DDT domain-containing protein DDR4
Exons: 11
Coding region: 91-1356 (421 amino acids)
Biological process (GO): regulation of DNA-templated transcription
Cellular component (GO): RSF complex
Source: RefSeq, a predicted model, not a curated record